UCAUAUAAUUUAUAUAAAUUAAUCUUCUCCACUAAACAUACUAACCAAAAAUACAAUCCUAAACACCCUUGUUUUAACAAAACAAAUAAAAAUAAGGCCUUCUCUAUGGGCAAAAGCAUAGCAUUUUCUCUCCUCCUCGUGGCGGCCUUAGCAUCCACCGUAUCCCAUGUCUCUGGGUCGGACAAAGACGCCUUCAUGCGAGUCCACAACACGGCUAGAGCGUCCGUGGGACUCCCCCCAUUCACUUGGGAUUACAGGCUAGCUUCCUUUGCUCAAUCAUUUGCUAAUAAACGUAUUUAUGAUUGCCGUUUGGUACACUCGAAUGGUCCCUACGGGGAGAACAUAUUCUGGGGUAGCGGUGGUUAUUCAGCGGCUUUUGCUACACAGACAUGGGUGGAAGAGCGUAGGUACUAUGACUUAUACUCUAACUCAUGUCGCGGUGGCAUGGAUUGUGGACAUUACACACAGAUCGUCUGGAGGAGAUCUACACGCCUCGGUUGUGCUAGGGUUACUUGCAGAAAUGGUGGCGUUUUCGUUACCUGCAACUAUGAUCCUCCUGGCAACUACAUUGGCUCCCGCCCCUACUGAUUUUAUUUCUGAUAUCUAAUUGCAUCACAUUAUUUUAUUGGAUAGAUGAAAAUGUUAAAAAGCUACUUAUAUUCUUGCUGAGCAUAUAUGCAAAAACAGGAAAUCUUCGAUUCAAAAAUAGUGUAUACUUCAAAGCAAAUGGAAUGGAAAAGAAAAUCGCAGUCAAUAUACCUCCAUUAUAUUCCUUUGUUCUUAGCACUUGCGUUUUGUAGGCAUUUCAAGACUAAGCUUCUUUGACAUUGAAAUCAAAUACCACAAGAUUUUAGAGUUUCCACCAUGCAAAAAAAUGGAUUCUCUUUGGUUAAUUAAGCUAGGUCAAAAAACUAAACUAGUAUAUAUACGUGCUCUCCAUAAUGGAUCAUGCAUCUCACAAACUACCUUCAAUUCCCAAAUAUAUGACCCUUUCAAGUUUUCUUACCUUUAAGCUUUCUUUGUUUUAACGGAGAAUAUUUUCAAUGAAAACAACUUUCAUAGGAAAACACAGUUGUUAAUGUAAAUUUUCAUAUGUUCGUUUGCUUAAAAAGAAAUAGGGGUGCAGAGGACAGGAUGGAUGGGAAGAAAAGAAAAAGAUAAAACUUAUACAGAGGAUAAGAAUUAACAAGUAGGGACGGAAAGUGUGGCAUUACUAGCUUACAGAAAGAAAAUGUUUUUGUAGCCUUUUCCGGUUGUGUACUGUGGGUGCGGGGGUGAGAACUGAGAAGACAUCAGACAAUACAGAGCUAAGAGACAUGCCACCAUACCUUAUAAUUAACACUCCACUCUUCAUAGCUCCUCAACGAUCAAUUUUGAUUGCAGUUCAAAUUCUACAAUUUAGCAAUGCUCCACUCUGUUACGACCUUUGCUGCAGACAGGUUCAAGUAGAACUGUGGUAUACCUAGCACCAAUUACACAGUUACGCUGCAUAAAUGAGUAUUUAACAACACACCACAAUAAUCAUGAAAUGUUCAUGCAUAGAUGCACUGGCCAAAUCUGCUGAAAACUUUAAUCUGUGCACAGAUGGAAGUACUGGCCGCAAGAAUGAUGAGAAAAUAGAAAAUGAAAUAAGUAAGGCAACAGCAUAACCUUAAUUAGAUGACUUCAAGAAGCUUGAGUUGAGGGGAUUGCUGAAAACUACAUAUCAUUGAUAACAGACAAUAGAGAGAUGAAGAUAAACAAGGGAGCUCAUGAAUCAUCAUCAUUGUGCUAAUAUAACAUUUUAAUCAUAUAGCAGGAAUAUUAAUGCGUGAGGGAGCAUCUACGUUUCUUUUCUAAAGCUUACUUAGAUUUUUGUUCCAGCACCCGCGCACACACAAGUCUCGGUUGUAAGCUUUAGAAAAAGAACCAUGGAUGUUGUGGCAUCAAAUAUAAAAUAUAAUCGUACAUCGUAGGCUUCAUACCUUGCAUAGUUUCUUGGUUGAGAAAAUAUACUUCCUUGAAAAGGAUUUUAGAAUUCCGGACGACUUGACCUGAAAAGUGAAGCAACAAGAAAUACGAGACACUAUUUUCACAUGCUGCAUAAUAUAAUAUUCAUCACAGAAGGGAAAAAAAAAAAACAGCCCCUCUAUGGAUCGUUACCCCAUUCCAAUGAUUCCACGUUUACAUUCAAAACCUUAAGAAUAACUAGAAAUGCAAAUAGACGAUAAUGUUUGUUAGGAAGUCUGGAACCAUGAACUUAUGUCAUCGUCAAAACAUGUAAAUGAAGGUUUAGCUUCUUGCAGGGUUUAUAUAUGAAUGAUUUUGUACACCAUUCAUCCAGAGAGGCAACUCUUAGGAGACAGAAGUUCAAAAACUCAAGAGUCAGUGUGCUCGACUUGCCUAAACAAGGUCGGAAACCUAAGAGCUUAACAGAAGCACAGAUCAGAAUUAAGAUGCCAAGUGACAAUUUAUUCGGCAAGGGACGGGUUUACACUAUAAGGUACAGAAUUUAAAGAUAACUUGAGUGAUCAGAUAAUAUAGAAUUUGGGAGGGGGAGGAGUAACUUACUUCCAGCACACCUUUUCUCGUUACCUUUGGCUAAAUCUUCAACUUAAAGGCGUCGGACAAAUUCUA
Messenger RNA from Spinacia oleracea (spinach), 2616 nucleotides. RefSeq names its product pathogenesis-related protein 1C-like. Gene Ontology annotation, cellular component: extracellular region. The record is from RefSeq and is a predicted model, not a curated record. The transcript has a single exon. The coding region runs from base 106 to 588 and encodes 160 amino acids. NCBI's taxonomy places the organism in Eukaryota, Viridiplantae, Streptophyta, Magnoliopsida, Caryophyllales, Amaranthaceae.